AUUAAGCCUUGAAUUUUGUAACCUUCUCCUAGUUUUAGCUAUGCAAAACAGUCAACCUCAUGCUGCCCUCCUCGUUAGCCCUGGCAUGGGACAUCUCAUCCCUGCCCUUGAGCUUGGCAAACGCAUGGCUACUCAUCAUGGAUUUCACGUCACCGUCUUCAUCGUUGCCGAAGGUCAUGCCUCAACUUCACUUCUCAAAUCACCAAAUAAUUACCCUGAAAAUCUUGAUGUUGUCUUGCUCCCUCCUGUUGAUAUCUCUGCCAUAGUCGGUCCUGAUGCAUCACUCACCGUCAAGAUGAUCUUCAUCAUGCGCCAGUCUUUACCUCUCCUUCGCUCUGAAAUCCUAACCAUGAAGAUUCGUCCAACAAUGCUGAUUGUGGACAUAUUUGGAACCGAGGCUUUCACCAUAGCUGACGAAUUCGGGGUGCUUCGGUACGUUUUUAUCACCUCCAAUGCGUGGCUUCUCGCUCUUUCCGUGUAUUCAUCAGCCGCUGCGAAAGAGGUGACAGAGGAACAUGUCAAGAAACACAAACCCUUGAAAAUUCCUGGUUGCAAGUCCAUAAUUCGGUUCGAGGAUACGCUAGACGCAUUGCAAGACCCGAAUGAUCCCCUUCUUCAAGGGUUUAUAGCACUUGGAGGUGUGAUUUCAAAGGCAGAUGGGAUCUUGGUCAACACGUGGGAAGAUCUUGAAACCUCAACAAUUCAAUCAUUUAGAGAUACCAAGCUCCUAGGGCAGAUCGUUGAAGCGGUUUAUCCGAUCGGUCCACUGGUUAGAUGGGUAGGACAGGGCGGUUCAGAUCAUCCGGUGAUGGAUUGGCUAGACAAGCAGCCGGCUAAGUCGGUUAUUUAUGUUUCGUUUGGGAGUGGAGGGACUCUGUCGGCCAAACAGAUGAUUGAGUUGGCUUGGGGUUUGGAAUUGAGCCGACAGAGAUUUAUUUGGGUGGUUCGCCCUCCCUCGGACCAUGAUGCAUCCGGAUCAUAUUUCACAAUCGUACAGAGUAUUGAUGUUGACUCGGAUUACUUGCCUGAUGGGUUCCUAAACCGGACCCGUGACGUGGGAUUUGUGGUCCCCAUGUGGGCUCCACAAGUGGACAUCUUGAGCCAUCCUUCUGUGGGUGGAUUUUUGUCACACUGUGGAUGGAAUUCGACCUUGGAGAGCAUAAUGAACGGUGUGCCAAUGGUUGCGUGGCCGCUUUACGCAGAGCAAAAGAUGAAUGCUGCUCUGCUAGCGGAGGAGAUCGGGGUGGCUAUUCGGCCGAAGCAAUCGCCCGUGGGGGAUGGUGUGGUUGGAAGGGAGGAGGUAGAGAAGAUGGUGAGAAAGAUCAUGGUGGAAGAGGAGGGGCGUGCAAUGAGGAAGAGAGCUGUGGAAUUAAAAUACAGUGGAGAAAAGGCGUUGAGUAAGGGCGCGUGUUCAUACAAUUCAUUGUCCCAAGUGGCAAAAGAGUGCUUGCAAUGCCUCAUAGGCUCAUAGCGAAGAGCGGAGGUGCUUGACAAGAUAAUAAUUGGAAUGUUAAACAGUAUUUGCAAUAACACUAUACUGUCCGUGUAUGUGUGACUUUCAAUAUGUAGAAGACAAAUAGAAUAGUGCAACGGUU
Molecule: messenger RNA, 1595 nt
Organism: Rubroshorea leprosula
Lineage: Eukaryota; Viridiplantae; Streptophyta; Magnoliopsida; Malvales; Dipterocarpaceae
Source: the annotation of a GenBank genome assembly